AUGGUGCACUCGAACCACGAUCCACAGGCGCGGCCCGGGGAUCUGCCUCGGAAGAAGAUCCGAAAGGGGACCCGCAGUUGCUGGCAAUGCAAACAUCGGAAAGUCCGCUGCAUCUUUGCGUCUGAUAGCGACCAGAACUGCAAAGAAUGUCUCGCCCGGGGACUUCCAUGUCGCAGCCAAGAAUUGCCGGAGCCUGAGAAUCCCCGCGAGUCGGACCGCGCAUAUGUGAACGAGCGGAUGGCUCGAAUGGAGAACCUACUGGAGAAACUUCUGAUACGAGUCGACGGUGGGAGCCAUCAACAGCGUGACUCGAGAUCGCCCAUAGAUACAGCAGAAACCAGUCCAGGAUCGAAACCCCCGCCCGUGACACCAGCUCCUGACAAUGCUCCAGUUUUCUCUCUUUUUGACAACGAAUCGCUAGGUUUCAAACGACCAGAGACCGUCGAGUCCGAUUUUACACCAUAUGGUGCGAUCAACCGGGACUGGGGAAGGUUGCGCCGCAAUCUAAUGGCCUUGAUACCCACCCAUAAGACAUUGAAAAUUAUAUCAGAGGCUAGCAGUACCUGGUGGCUUAUGCGCGUGCAAUUGUUCGAAGACUACAAUGAAUCAUUGCUUUCGUCCUCGGAGAAAGAGCUUUCGACUAGUCACCCAACUGUGGUAGGUAAGGCCAUCUUGUGGAUUGCAGUGUGUCUCCAACAACUCCCUUCAGGGUUUGAUUCGUCCUCUCUCAAUCUUCCCUGCCUCCCAGCGGCCCUAGUCGAAGAAUGCAUCAUCCGUGUUUCCACGCUCGUCUGCUCUGACGACUCCAUUGUCAGUUGUAUCGACGGGCUCGAGUGCUUGGUUCUGCAAGGGUUGCUCUUCGGCAAUAACGGAAAGCUACGAAGCGCAUGGCUUUCCUAUCGUCGGGCCGCAAGUAUCGCUCAGCUAAUCGGGUUCCACCGUGCUGAACCAGCUCCCAACGAAAGCGCGAAGUUCCAACAUCGGGCUACGGCCAUCUGGAGACACAUCCUCUUGGUUGACAGGCAUCUUUCAGUCAUGCUUGGGGUAUAUGGAGCUAUAUCUAAUACGGCAAUAGAUCUAUAUCAAUCCGACCGAAGGGUCCCUCAAGAUCUGCCCGCUCACAAAGCAUGCGCUAUGGAGCGCCUUGCUCGGAUAGCCGGAUCAAUUAUUGAGCGCAAUCAGACCUUUACAGAAGUCACUCCGGCCAUGCUGCAGAUGACACAGAGCAUCGAUUUGGAACUUCAAGCGUUCGAUCCCCCUCCUUUGGCGUCACCCGACAAUGUUCCGCCAGGAAAGUCUACCGAGCGGUCCGCUUGUUUUCUUCAGCUUUACCGUCGGUUAUACUACUACCAGCUCACGGCUUGGCUACACCUGCCUCUUCUACUAGCAUCAGGUACUGACAACUUCUAUGAUUAUAAUCGGCAAACCUGUCUCCAGGCCUGCCGCAACCUCAUCGCCUGCUAUGUCAGUAUCCGACGCACCACUGAAAACGGGUUUGACUGCAAGAUUCUUGAUUUCCAAGCAUUCACCACGGCAAUGACAAUCAUUGUCAAUGCACUCGGGCCAAAUGGCCCACAGGACUUUACCAAAGGAGAUUAUUUCGCUCUCGACCGGGUUGUGGCUGUUCUAGAGCAACUCGCGAAGAGCAUUCCUCCGGACAAGAUUGCAACUCGAGCCUUGCAGGUUUUGAAACUUAUCAAGGCGAUAGGAAUGGGAACCGAACUUCCUCCACUUGACGAAUCAGAAGGACACCAAUAUGAGAAUGGAAGGCCUACUCGCAUCAAGCUUGAUAUUCCCUAUUUCGGCACGAUAUACCUCGAACGUCGUAUCGUCGUUGAUCAAGCAUCGAAACAUAUUUCUGCUGCUACUCCAGCGCUUCCAGCGAUGCCAACGAUGCCAACGAUGCCUAGCACCGUUCCCGGGCAAUACUACGAAUCAUCUUCAUGGAUGGGCACGAUCCCGGACCUCGGUUAUGCAAAUGGCCAUGUUCCGGAAACUGCCCAAUUGGCAAGUAACAACUUGGGCUUUGAUCCGCCUACUGAGUUUUGGGCUCUCAACUCUCAGUUCACGUUUCAGACUCCGUUUUUGGCUGAUUAUGAUGUUAAUUGGGAUUAUUGGGAUACAGGGUUGUGA
Penicillium egyptiacum is the source of this 2133-nucleotide messenger RNA. The record is from the annotation of a GenBank genome assembly. NCBI's taxonomy places the organism in Eukaryota, Fungi, Ascomycota, Eurotiomycetes, Eurotiales, Aspergillaceae.